Messenger RNA from Arabidopsis arenosa, 1756 nucleotides. The record is from the annotation of a GenBank genome assembly. Lineage: Eukaryota; Viridiplantae; Streptophyta; Magnoliopsida; Brassicales; Brassicaceae.
UCUUCUCAAGUUUCUUAAUUUAUGUUAUUAUACUUCUCAGUGAUUAACAGAGCGUGUUUUCCUUCCUAUUCAUCCAUAAAAAUUGAAUCAUGUUGGCGCGACCAAUGAAUACAUCUACUUCUCCCUUCGAUCGUAUGGCCGAGUUUGCUUAUGGAGCUGGUCUUGUCAGUCCGAUAGCCGCAAUUCAUCCUGGACUCGUCUAUGAAGUUACUAAAUCCGACCAUAUCACCUUACUUUGUGGCUUGAACUACACGGCUAAGAAUUUAAGACUCAUUUCGGGUGAAAACCGCAGUUGCAGUGAAGAACAGAGCCAAUCAUUAGCAAGAAACCUCAACUACCCUUCUAUGACGGCUAAAGUCCCGGCAACAAAACCAUUCAACCUGACUUUUCGUAGAACAGUCACAAACGUUGGUAUGGCAAAGUCUACUUACAAAGCCCAAGUACUCGGAUCAAAACUCACCAUCACGGUUGUUCCAGAUAUCUUGUCACUUGAGUCUAUCUACCAAAAGAGGUCAUUCACCGUUACGGUUUCAGGCCAAGGUCCCGAAGCUGACAAACUUGCAUCGGCACAUUUGAUAUGGUCUGAUGGAGUUCAUUAUGUUAAAAGCCCUAUCAGGAGAGUCGACAAUUCAAAGUUCACACCUUUAGAGAUGUUAGCAAUUCGCGUCUUCUCGCGAAAAUUCCCAAAUUUCGCUUCGAUUUUCUUCCAAAACACUACUAGAAAUCCGUCAAUUCAUCGAAUAUCAUUCUCGAUUCUAAAACUCAAAACGCUACUUCACCCAAUUCCGCCGAAACCCUUCACUGUCUUUGUGUCUCGGUUCCAUGACGGGAGACCAAGAGGUCCUCUCUGGAGAGGGAAGAAACUGAUCGGAAAAGAAGCCCUUUUCGUGAUUCUGGGUCUCAAGAGAUUGAAAGACGACGACGAGAAGCUGGACAAGUUUAUAAAAACCCAUGUUUUCAGAUUGUUGAAAUUAGACAUGUUAGCUGUUAUCGGUGAGCUUGAACGACAAGAAGAGACUGCGUUAGCCAUCAAGAUGUUUGAGGUAAUCCAGAAGCAGGAAUGGUACCAACCUGAUGUGUUUAUGUACAAGGACCUUAUAGUAUCCUUAGCAAAGAGUAAAAGAAUGGAUGAAGCUAUGGCGUUGUGGGAGAAGAUGAAGAAAGAAAACCUCUUUCCUGAUUCUCAGACUUAUACUGAGGUUAUCAGAGGGUUUCUUAGAGACGGAUGUCCUGCGGAUGCCAUGAAUGUGUAUGAAGACAUGUUGAAAUCCCCAGAUCCGCCGGAAGAGUUGCCGUUUAGGGUUUUGUUGAAGGGGCUUCUGCCGCAUCCGCUUCUUAGAAACAAAGUGAAGAAGGAUUUCGAAGAGUUGUUCCCUGAGAAACAUGCUUAUGAUCCACCAGAAGAGAUAUUUGGUAGAUGUUGAGGUGUGUAUGCACAUAACUCUACUCUUCUAUCUCAGACUUCUCAGUGUUUCUUCAAAUUGUUCUCUUUGAAUAUUGUUUCUCUCCACUUAUGAAGUUUUAGUCUUUUAGCAAUUUAAAGUAGUUAAUCUUAUUGUAGAUCAGUCGUUGUCUUGAAUUGCACAGUGAGGCACGGGAAAUGUUUGCAACUGUUAUUUAUCCUUGACUUGUGUGCAUUGUGCAGGGGAAGUCUAUGUUGAUCAAGAUCCAGAAUGUGUGAUUUUGAAGAAGUAUAAGUAGAUCUGAGCAAGUGGCGAAACGAGCUAUUACAUCACAAGAAAAAAGACUUAGUUAG